AUGAAUCUAAACCCUAAUCACAAUGGUGGCGGUGGUGGAGGUGGCGGUGGCGGUAGCCCUUGUGGUGCUUGCAAAUUCUUGAGGAGAAAGUGUGUGGCAACCUGUGUCUUUGCUCCUUACUUUGAUGCAGAGCAAGGUUCAACUCACUUUGCAGCUGUGCACAAGGUGUUUGGGGCUAGUAAUGUAGCCAAGCUUCUCGCUGGCACUCCAGUGCAUAGGAGGCUUGAUACAGUCAUCACCGUUUGCUAUGAAGCACAAUCACGCCUGAAAGAUCCUAUUUAUGGUUGUGUUUCUCAAAUCUUUGCCCUUCAGCAACAGGUGGUGAAUUUACAAGCAGAAAUCGCUUACUUACAAGGCCAAUUUGCUCAGUUGGAGAUUCCUCAUCAACCAGCACCUCCUCCACCACCACAUGGAGUGGUGGCACCGCCGGCUUUCGCUGUCGCCGAUCCACCAGCUGCCCCCGCCGCGGCAAUGCCGGCAGCUUAUGAUUUACCUCCAGCUGUUGAUCCAAUGGUUCACCCUAAUGCAUGGGCCAUGCAACAAAGGGCCAUUGACCCACGUCAAUAUGUGGCUAAUGCUCCAUCAACCUCUGCUCCUGGUGGUCAUCAGGCUAUGGGACGUGGGGUUCUGCGUAGACAUGGGUCAACUUCUGCACAUCCUGCGUCAAGCUCCAAUGCUCCAUAG
This is a messenger RNA of Abrus precatorius (Indian licorice), 684 nucleotides long. RefSeq names its product LOB domain-containing protein 18. The record is from RefSeq and is a predicted model, not a curated record. Bases 1 to 684 code for a protein of 227 amino acids. NCBI's taxonomy places the organism in Eukaryota, Viridiplantae, Streptophyta, Magnoliopsida, Fabales, Fabaceae. Gene Ontology annotation, biological process: hormone-mediated signaling pathway; positive regulation of DNA-templated transcription. Gene Ontology annotation, cellular component: nucleus. The transcript has 2 exons.